CAGAGCCUGAGCGGUGAAGAUGCAGCACACCUCGUGUACAGAGGACAGGAUCCAGCACGCUCUGGACCGGUGUCUGGACGGGCUGAGACAGAGCCCCACAGCUGCACACCACUGGAACGUGCUGAUGUGCUCAGCGGGUCAGUCGAUGAACCGCUGGAGCCUGGAGGAGUUGGUGAAGAGAGACCCCGAGAAUUUCCUCAUCCUCUUACAGCAGAUCAUCAUAAAGACCAAAGAGGUUCAGGAGCAGUGUCAGUAUGAGCUGGUGGCUCCCCUCGCGAUCAUGUUCUCCUCCACACUGCUUCAGACACCUCACUGUCCUCCAGACACUGAGCUGCUGGAGGAAGCCAUCGAGGUGUUUCGCUGCUUCCUCACCUGGCCGGAGCCAUACUCCAAUGUGUGUAAAAACCUCCUGUCCACACUACAGCUGGAGCUCAAGGCGCCAGGGAUUUCCUUUCAGAGACUGGUGAGAGAGGAGCAAGGCCUCAACACCUCCAGCCACAGCUCCAAGAUCAUGACUGUGCUGCUGAUGAACCCGGGGGAAGUGCCUGCCGACUUUCUCUCUGUGGCCGAGCAGCUCAGUCACAUUACGCACUCACAGAAAGAGACGUACAUCACACUGAUCAAACACGCCUUCCAGUCCACGCUGGGCACCAAGUACCCUCUACAAAGUAUCCACAGAGCCCUGCAGGAAAAACCUGUGGAUGAAUUGGGUGAGAUCUUUUCUGUAGUAAGCGACAUCUUGGAGACGGCAGCUGCAUUUAAUGACCCUCUGAUGGGACGCAAUCAUGUGAUCCAGGGACUGGAGGGACUGAGGGAGAGAAUCAGAAUCCCAGCAUCCAACGGGAGGAAGUGUGAUGGAAUGCUACAGACGCUACCACUGCCCACAGCCAAGUGUUACAUGUUUCACUGGGAGAAAGACAACUUUGAUGACCUGAACACCCUGUUGGAGCACGGCCCUGACAAUCUCAGCACUAACAGGGAGGCUGAGGAAGGAGAGGAGGAAGGAGAGGAGGUAGACAUUGAUGGUGACGAUGAGGAGGAUGGAACAGAGUUGGAUGCAGAAGACGAGGUGGAGGAGGAUGAAGAAUUGCCUUCUAUGACUAUUAUCCCUAAUGGGUACAGUGGCAACCACCGUGCUUCCACCUUCUCCACCAUCUCGUCCCUGUCCACCGCCUCCAAAGACUCCAUGUUCUCCACCUUGUCUGUGACCUCGGAGUCCUACGCUCAGUCGCUCUUCUCCAUCACUUCUGGAGCUGACAGUGACUACGUCGAUGAUUACGAUGACUAUAUCUGCUCGUCCCCUGUCACGGAAAAAUGUUCGCCAAGGUCAAAAACAUUGCCUCGGCUCAGCCAGCACCUGUACCGGUUCUUCUCCAAGAGCCCUCGCUCACUGCACCGUGCGAAAAGCUUGGGAAACACAGAAUCUAAAGAGCUUCUGGUGGUGCGAGAAAAACGCUCCAACUCUCUGCCGCAGCAAGUCAAGUUACGCAGUUUUGAGCCGCUGCUCCAGCCACAAAGUCAAACUCUCAGACACGUGUGCUUCAGACGGAGGCCAAUUCUUAGCAGUGAUGAGGACAGUAAGAAUAUCACGCUGAGGGUUGUUGUGUUUGGUGCCGAUCACGUGGCAGGGAAGGUGGCCCGGGCCUAUGAUAGCCUGAGGCGGAAGGAGAGCGCAUGUCCACAUCUCACCAGGGUCUUCAAGCUUGAGUUCUACUUCGUGCCUGUGAAACGGGACUCGACUGGAGGUCACCUGAGGUUACCUAGUCCUUUGCCUCAAACUCGAAUGCCAAAAGCCCUGUCUAAUCAGGGUCUUCACCACUCGAGCACUGGGGACAGUACUAAUGACAUUGCCCAUCUCCUUGGUAUGUUGGACCCUUGGUACGAAAGAAACACCCUCAGCCUGCUCAACCUGCCUACCAACGUUGUCUGCCAGCAAACCUCAAAGACAGAGUCAGAGUCCUAUGAUGGUUCGUAUGAGCAGCGUCUACCCAUCCUGGCCGACCUGGUCCUGUACUACUGCCGCUACGCUACCCGGCCAGCGCUGAUCCAACUCUAUCAGGCUGAGUUGACGUUAGCCGGCGGUGAGAGGAGGACUGAGGUGUUUGUCCACUCCCUAGAGUUGGGUCACACUGCAGGAACACGAGCCAUCAAAGCCAUGGGAGCUGCCAGUAAGCGGUUUGGUAUUGACGGUGACCGAGAGGCAGUGCCUCUAAUGUUGGAGGUGGUGUACAGCAGGGUGGUUAUUAGUGGGAGAAGCCAGUGGAAAAGAGAAUCAAAAGUCUGUACUUCAGUGAACUUGACCAAAGCAUGCAAGAACCCUGAGGAACUAGAUUCAAAGAUGGAGUGCCUGCAGCUCAUGAUGACUGAGGUUGUGAAGAGGCAGAACGGGAAAAGCAAAAAGGGCUACAACCAGCAGCUGAGUUUGACAGAGGUGAAGGUGGAUAAGGUGCAGGUGAGCGGAGCUGGAAACACAACCUUUGCUGUGUGUCUGGACCAGGAUGAGAAGAAAAUAGUACAGACUGUCACCAAGUGUGAAAUAUCAGUGUGCUAUAAACCCGACAGUUUCACCGACUGGAGACUAAGAAAAUCCAGGAAUUCUGCCCAAAUCCAGCCUCUGCACCCGACCUUCUGCUCCCUCCUCUGCCUGCCCAUCGUCACGUUCAGCGGGGCACUUCCCUGAGCCUGGUGACCUCUGGUUUAGCGGUGUCUGGACACAGACUGCAGAGGAGCAGUGCACAGAAUGUCAUGACGUGAGCAGAGGGCGUAUAGUUGGAAAACUGCAGACCAGGCCGGCGUGUUCAUACAAACACAUAAGGAUAAAUCCGGAUACAGUGGCUGAUAUGAUGAUGAAUUCAAAUUUGUAUGUGCCGAGCAAUCAUUGACUAUUGUUCGGGAAACUGCUCAAGUUUCCGUCUUUGGGUUUCAGUUCCUCAUUUCCUUUUUUAAGAGAAGUGGCUUUAACCACAGAAACAAGAGAAUGAGUUUGGUCAAACAGGGUGAAUGAACAAAGUCUCAGGUGAGACGACCAACAUGCUCUACUGACAGAUGGACUGUGAACAUUUUGAGAUCUUCUUCGAGUCAAAGCAAAAUAACUUUUCUCUAGAUUGACUUGGACAUAGGGGAUCAUGGGAAAACGUUUACACCUGCUGACAAGACUGUAACAUAUAAUUAUCUGUCUACAUGACUUUAUCUGAGAAUGGACACUAUAAAUCUGAACAAUGAUCAAGUUUGUAAAAUAUUGAAUUACGCAGCAUAUAUUUUUUAAUGUUUGUUGUAAAUGUACUUAACAUUUCUCCUGAGUAACUUUGAUAUCACUGUCUUAACUGGAGUUAUAAAUACAACCAGCAGGGGGCUCUGUUUACAUUCCCUUUGAUUACACAUGUACAGAGGACUCCAGAGUUGGUGACUCUUUAAAUAGAAAAAGUCUAUCUUUGUAAAGUAGCUGUUGUCAGAACUAUAUUUCAAUGAAAACAUUCAUCUCGUGAGUGGACACAUAUGGAAAAUAUAGAUUUCCAAAAAACAAUGCACAUUUUUAUUUUUAAAGAAAUGACUUUGAAAUGACUCAUGACGUGUUUUGAAACUGUUGUAAAGGGAUAAUAACUGGAUCACCUGACAUGAAAUAGCACUGCAUAGAUGCACUUGAACAUUAGAUGAAAUGAAUUAGGUACUUUAAUGCUGUCCUCUACUCUCCUUACACACCUUCUCUGACAGAAUACUCAAAAUGCAAUAUAGUUUUUUAUAAAUAUAUGUAUGUCAUUCAUGCAAUUCUAUGUCAGG
Molecule: messenger RNA, 3777 nt
Organism: Paralichthys olivaceus (Japanese flounder)
Lineage: Eukaryota; Metazoa; Chordata; Actinopteri; Pleuronectiformes; Paralichthyidae
Source: RefSeq, a predicted model, not a curated record